Molecule: messenger RNA, 1191 nt
Organism: Brassicogethes aeneus
Lineage: Eukaryota; Metazoa; Arthropoda; Insecta; Coleoptera; Nitidulidae
Source: the annotation of a GenBank genome assembly
GAUUCUCCAAAAUUUCUGGGCCCCAUUCUCAAUAUAACAAUUCCUGUUGGCAGAGAGGCCAUUCUUGAAUGCGGAGUCGACAGCUUGUCUACUUUUAAGGUGGCAUGGUUAAGAGUAGACACUCAAACUAUUUUAACCAUUCACAGUCAUGUAAUUACGAAAAACCAUCGUAUUGCAGUAACCCAUAGUGAACAUAGGACAUGGUACCUUCAUAUUAGAGAUGUGCGUGAGACUGAUAGAGGAUGGUACAUGUGUCAAAUCAAUACUGACCCUAUGAAAAGUCAAGUAGGAUACCUAAACGUAGUCGUUCCCCCAGACAUAUUAGACUACCCUACAAGUACUGACAUGGUGGUCCGAGAGGGAUCGAACGUGAGUCUUCGCUGCGCUGCCACUGGCAGCCCAGAGCCCACCAUUGCGUGGAGGCGGGAAGGCGGUGAGACCAUUCCCGUGGGGGGUGGUCAAGAAGUUCCUAGUGUGGAUGGAAUGAUAUUUAACAUUAGCAAAGUGAAUCGAUUGCAUAUGGGUCCUUAUUUAUGUAUUGCAUCUAAUGGGAUACCCCCUAGCGUCAGUAAAAGGAUCAUGCUUAUCGUCCAUUUUCCCCCAAUGAUAUGGAUUCAGAACCAGCUGGUGGGAGCGAUGGAGGGUCAACAAAUAACUUUGGAGUGCCACUCGGAGGCCUAUCCGAAAUCCAUUAAUUACUGGACCAAAGAUGAUGGCCACAUUAUCUCACAAGGUGCCAAGUAUGAGCCGAGUAUAGUAGAUAAUGCCUAUAAAGUUCAUAUGAAAUUAACAAUAAAAGUUAUUACACCAAGUGAUUACGGUUCCUACAAAUGUGUGUCGAAAAAUUCGCUUGGUGAGACCGACGGAACAAUAAAACUUUAUCAUAUUCCUACGCCUUCUACACCGAAGCCAACAACAACCACCACUAUUGCUACCACUAAAAAGACGUUACCCACUAAAGAUACAGCUAAACAAAGAGGUAGGAUUAAGGAUCAUAUCACUGAUGUUAACACCAAUGAAAUAUUCCAUCAGGAAGUAUUAAUGGAAAGAGAUCUGCAUCUUAAGAGCAAUCCAACUGCUAAUGCCGAAGGAUUGGAAAAUCAUGAAAAUAAUUAUAUAUUUUCUUCUACUUAUGGGACAAGAUAUUGUUUUGCUACAUUGUUAAUAAUAUUGAUUAAUUUUUAUAUUUAA